Molecule: messenger RNA, 1117 nt
Organism: Cicer arietinum (chickpea)
Lineage: Eukaryota; Viridiplantae; Streptophyta; Magnoliopsida; Fabales; Fabaceae
Source: RefSeq, a predicted model, not a curated record
UGUCAUCAUGAAAUAUCAUUUGAAAUUCUUUAAGAGGUGAUUCUAUAAUACACAAAUUAUGAAAUAUUAUGUUCUUCAAGUUUUUUUUAAACAAUAUCAAAGCGACUUAAUGUUAGUUUACUAUUUUAUUCAUGCGGAUUGCGGAGGUAUGAAUUAUUUUUUUUACAGCGUUCAUAUUUACAAUUCCUAAAAGAAAAUAAAAAAAUUGUGUGAGGAGAGAAGAAGGAGUAACGAACUCUUGAAAUAGCGCUGGAGAAGGACUAUAAAACCUGGCAGUUCCCUCCUUAUAAUUUCUGUUUUGAAUUGCAAAUUGCAAUGGCAGACGAAUUACCAACGAGUUUAGCAAUGGCUUCACACUCAACCUCCUCGAAGAAACGACUAUCCAAGAACGAUAAGCUCUGCCUCGAGGACUACAUUCACCUCCUUCACUCUCGUCACACGAUUGAUCUCACAAUGAAUCAACUCAAUCAGGUCAUUCGUAUUCACGGCUUCAAGAAAAUUCACCAUGCUCCUAAGAAAGUGUUGACUGAUGCUGUGGACGCGCUAGAUCUGGUGGAUCUACCGCGAUCCACCCUAUCCGAGAGCGUUUCGGCGUUCGCUGUACUGACGGUGGAGGAGGUGGUGGCUGAUCUCGGCGAUCUCAACUGGCAAGAGUGUUGUGUCACUUCCAUCCAGAAAUUCGGCUGUUGUGAGGAUCAGAAACCGUUUCCUGUUUCCUCCGAUCAGAAUCUUCAAGCCGUGAAUCAUUCGCAAUCGCAAAGCCACAAACACGGUGGCCUCAUUCCUGAAGCUUUUAAGCGUAGGCUACAAGCCACGAAAAUGGUGCCAAGACGAAAAAGGAGCAGUAUCCAUGCUCUUUACUCUGCUACCUCAAUUGUUGAUUCUGCUUCGCUCGCUUCGUGCUGAAUAAAUGACUCUCCCUUUUUUUCUCUUUCAGUUAUAAUUGGAUUAUGAUGAUAUAAUAGGAGAGUGCAUAUAAUGCUUCAUAUAUCGGUACUAUACAUGUUUGGUAGUUACAGAAUCCGGAUAUAUUUGAGUUAAAUGCCUAGAGGUUUUACUUUUAAUCCUUUCCCUAAGAUAAUAAGGAUGGUUAUGUUUGAUGUGGUAUGCUUACAAA